Stylonychia lemnae is the source of this 3174-nucleotide messenger RNA. NCBI's taxonomy places the organism in Eukaryota, Ciliophora, Spirotrichea, Sporadotrichida, Oxytrichidae. The record is from the annotation of a GenBank genome assembly.
AUGCUUUUCAACUGUCCAAAGAUCUAUUAGCACUCUUCACCUUCAUCGCAAAAUCAUAUUUCACUACAUCCAACUAAACCAAUCAUUGCCUAUGAAUCAUCAUAAAAUCUUGAGAUUAUUAAUUUCAAUCUCAAGGGUCUAGUGAUUUGUAUAAAUAUUGGAGAAGACAUCAAUCAGAUUGAAUUCACUCCUUGUGGAACUUAUGUUAUGAUAGUUACUUUGUAAAAUGGCUCGCCUUCUCUUAUUUUGAUUGACUAUGAGAAAUAAACUAAAAUAUGUGAACCAAUAUAAGUAUUCAAUUGCGAUAAAAUAAGAUUAACACCUAAUAAAACUAUAAUGGUGCACUAUUCAUAUUCUAAAGUUAAGCAGAACCAGAUAAAGUAUAUUCUUAUACUACAAUCAUAUACUCUUAAAACUAAAGCGAAUGGAGGCUAUUCUAUGCAUAUUUAUGAGCUGGAACCUUAAAAUGAUAAGAAAUUUAGCAAUUCAUUUAAUCAAUACAUAUCAGGAGGUGAAAGUCCAUUGAUGUUGUAUGUUCAAGAAUAAUAUAAAGACCCUCUUUUGAAAAACCAGGUCGGCUAGACUAGAGUUCUUUUAGCAGAAAAUUAAACUAUAAAAACAGUCGAGAUCGAUUAGGAAGCACUAAAAGCUAGAAUCAUCAAAUAAGUGCGAGGCGGAUUGUUAUAUGAGUAAAAACAUCAUGAGUAAAAUGGAAAGUUUACAGUAUUCUGUAUAAGAAAUGCAAUCCUCUAUAGUGGAUGUGAAAAAGGCUCAAUAGUAGUAUUUGAUUUAUUAAAUGGGUAGUUUAUUAAGCAAAUUCCAUUUCAGCCAAAACUAUUGAAGCCGUACUUCAUAGAGUAUCAUAAAUAGCCUCUGAGAGGAGUUUUAAAAAUUUCGAUUAAUAAAAAUGAUUAGCUUUUGACAGUUUUUAAUGAUUUCUCAUAUUAGCUUUUGGACUAAACUUCUAAGGCUAUUUUCAAAUAUCAUUAAAGCAUACCAGGAAACAUAUCGAGUCUAAAAUUCUUACCUUUAGAUAAAACUGAUUGUUACUUCGCCAGUUCUGACAAUAACUAAAUACUAAUCUACCAGAAGAAUGAAAUAAGUUUUCAGUAUGAGUAUCAUAUACUAAGUCUGAAUGAUAAGGCCUUUAAAUACUUUGACAUAGAGGACUAAUUGAAUUUUUUAGCAAUCGCCAAUGAUAAGAAUAUAAAGACUCUUGAUCUUAAGGAAUUCUAGGAGACUAAUACCUAUGAGAUAAAGGAUUAGAAAGAGGGGUUUAAGUUGAAUGAUUUUAAGGUUAUAGACACUGACACUUUCUUGAUUAAAAGUAACAAGGACAAUUAAAUUCUCAAGGUCAUCAAUCAGGAGCUAGUUAGUAUCUAUAAAGUUGAAAAUUCAGAUGAAAAAGAUCUAAACAAAGUCAGUAUACUUUCUAAUAACUACACAAGUAGUUCACAAGACAUUUAACUAAUAAAAUAGAGUAGACGAGACUUACUAGAAUUAUAUGAAAUCAUAAUAUAUCAAGAUCACCUUUUAAGUUCGUCACUUUAACUAUAUCAUAUAGAGGGUAAAAUAGUAGACUAUUAAAUCCAUCAUCCAUCAAGCUAGUACUUAAUUGUAUUAAGCAGUGAUGGGUAUUACUACAUAUUCGAUGUAUAAAAUGGAGACAUCAGAGGAAAGGUUAAAAUAAGCAGUGAGUCUUAAAGAAUGCAAAUAGACCACUCAGGACUUUACGUAAUGAUUCAGUAUGCGAAGUCUAAAUUAUCUAUCUAUGAGAUAGCUACUGGCGUUAAAGUAUUUGAUUAGUCAACUAAGUUUUCUUAAAUUGGAGAAUUUAAAUGGUCUAGAAAUCAUGAAGAAUUCAUUGUAACGGAUAAAAGCAGACUAAAUCUAACUAUAUACUAAUUAGAUCAGAAAAUAUCUUCAAAAAUCCUUCGAGUCACAGGUAUGAUGCAAUUAGAUUCACAAUUCUGGAACAAAUAUCCAAUUCAACUACAGACUACUAAAGAACUCUCAGAUAAUGAGAGGCAAAUUCUGAGAAAUUUAAAAAAGCAGGAGGAUACUUAGAAUCAAAGCAAUUAUCAUCCAUUUCUAGACAAAUCAAUAAGGCAAGCUACUCAAUAUCUAAACAAGUCCAUGGAGAGAUAAAAUUAAUUCAACAUCAAUUAUGAUGCUAGAUCAACUAAAAAUUCUGGAAAUAAAAAUGACUAUUUGCAGAAUUCCAAAAUAAUGGUUGAUGAUAGGGUAAGCAUGCACAAGUCAGAUGUGUAUUCUCAAUUUAAUGAUAGACUUCAACAAUCCAAGUAACAGAGUGUGAACUACUCUGUUUUGACCUAACCACCAAAAUCAUACUAUUCCUAGAGUAGACCUUAGUCUCGGUUUCAGAGAGUGUAUUAGACUGAAUUCAUGAAUAACUCUUAUAAAGAUACUCUUAAUUAUCCUAUAAAAUAACAACAGCCAAUUUUACUAUAGCAAUAGAUGUACGGAAAUCAACAUCUUGAGUAGCAGCAGUAUUAAUAGUUUACGCAAUUUUAUCCAUCCAGUCAAACUGUAGAUCAAGAUAUUUAUGGAACAAUUUAACCAACGAUUUAAGUCUCCUAAUAAUAUCAAUAGCAGCCUAUUAGAUAUGUAACUUAGUCACAAUCAAUGCUCAGCUAAUAAAAUCCAUUGGACAUUUAAUUAAAAGAAACUGAGUUGAAAUUUUUAAGACCCCAUGCUAAGACAUAAAUCAGUGACUUAUCUGAUGUCAGAAUACCUUAAGAAGCAAUAUCUACUAUAGCCCCUGCUGAAACAAAUCCUAUUCUGUAUGCAAAUUCCCUCAAUUAAAAUUAACCAUUAAUCAUACCUUAAAAUGAAAAAAUCCCUAUAAAAGAUUAAAUAUUGGAACUUACUAUUAAUCAAAGAGAGUCAUCAGAAAAAGGUUCAGUUAAAAAUUUAGUCCUGGAUAACCCUUAACUGAAUACCAUUCAAUAAAUUGAGACCAUUUAAAGUUAAAAAGAUGAUUAUGUAAACUUAUAAACACCUAAGAAAAACCUUAUUGAUGAACUUUAAAAGUAGCCUAGUAAUGCAUUUCAAGACUCAAUGCGAGAGAACUAAUAAUAAUCUAAUUAUGGAGUUGCUGAUGAUCCAGAGGAUAUUGAUGCAGACAUCGAUGAUGAAGAUCAGAAUGAAUGA